UUUACAUUUUCAACGCUUACCUUCCAAACACGGAAUAACAUGUCCUUUGAAACUUGGGAUUUCAAGACAAACCCUGACACUGGAUGAUCAUUGUACCAAACCAAUUCCAUUCUGUCUAAUGCUACUGAAUCUCGCGCGCCAAACAGGCUUGAAGUCUGUCUGCGAGAAUUUUCUCUCAUCUCCUUCAUUCCUCUAUGGUCGCCUUGCUCUCCUCGAUCUUUGACCAUGUCCGCCACCUCUACCAGCAGCGGUGCAGCCGCCGCAGCAGCAGAAGAAGACGCUUUCCGGCCACCUCUCGCCAUGAAUUCCGGUUCAGAGCUCACUCAGGCAUCGGCCUUGACACAGGCCGUUCAUUUCUCAUCAGGAAACCCUAGAAUAGAAGAAACGAGGGGAAUCAUGCACCUCUACUCCCAAGAUUCUCCCUCUGCCUCAACCUCCGAUCUCCCGGUGGGGAGGAAACCGCUUGUUUGCGUGCUUGCCGUUCCAAAUCAUAUGACAUAUGCAGAUUUUUGCCAGUUCUGUGGUUCGUUCAUUCAACAUAGUUUGGAGAUGCGAAUUGUCAGGAAUGAUGGAUUGGAGGAUCGCUAUAGCAUUUUGAUCAGGUUUGAUAGCCAGAACUCCGCGGAUAAUUUCUACCGGUAUUUCAAUGGGAGGCAUUUCUCCUCUUUGGAGGUAGAAGUUUGCUGUGUCCUUUUUACUGUCGAUGUACAGUACACAGGAUCAAUAGAACAUGCACAGACUUCCCUUGCAAGCUCAACAGAACAGCCAACAUGUCCGGUCUGCCUUGAGAGACUGGACCAAGACAUUAGUGGGAUUCUCACAACAAUUUGCAAUCAUUCUUUCCAUUGUUCUUGUAUUUCAAAAUGGACAGAUUCGUCUUGUCCAGUCUGCCGAUAUUGCCAGCAACAGCCUGAAAAGUCAACAUGUUCUAUCUGUGAAUCCUCUGAAAAUCUCUGGAUUUGUGUUAUCUGUGGUUUCGUUGGGUGUGGAAGGUAUAAGGAAGGUCAUGCUAUCAGACAUUGGAAAGAAACACAGCACUGCUAUUCUCUUGAACUGGAAACUCAGCGGGUCUGGGAUUAUGUUGGAGAUAAUUAUGUUCACCGGCUAAUUCAGUCUAAAACUGAUGGGAAGUUGGUUGAGCUAAAUUUCCACUGUAUUCAUGCGAAUGAUGGAUGUGGAAGUUGUGAAUGUAGUGCAGAUUCUGGAAUCAGUGAGGCACUCUUCAACAGUAAAGUUGAAGCUAUUGUUGACGAGUACAAUGACCUCCUUACGUCCCAGCUUGAAAACCAAAGAAAAUAUUAUGAGUCGCUAUUGCUAGAGGUCAAGGAGGAAACAGACACAGAAAUCUCUGAAGCUGUUGAGAAGGCUGUAGGUUCUAAACUUCUGAAGAUACAAUGCAAGCUUGACAAAUGUGCUGAGGAGAAGAAAUUUCUCGAUGAGAUCAAUGAGAAUCUUAUGAAAAACCAGGAGAUAUGGAGAGCAAAGAUUCUGGAAAUUGAAGAAAGGGAACGGAUGGCUGUUAGAUUGAGAGAUGAAAAGAUACUUGACUUGGAAGAACAGCUUAGAGAUCUAAUGGUGUACAUAGAAGGGCAGAAGACAUUGGAGCAGCUGCCUAACUCGGAUGAGAUUAAGGAAGGUACGAUCUUGCCAAUACCAGUAGAGUCUUCUUCUUCAAGAAACAGCAGUAAACGGGCCACAAGAACUAAUAGAAGGAGAGGCUGAAGGCACUGAGAUUUUCUUCAUUGGAUCCUUCUCAUUUUGUAUGAUUGGUUGGUUAUGUUGAUAAGUCCAAAUCUGUCUCUGUUUUUUUCUGAAAAAAUUCUUCUUUUCUUUUUUGGGUGGGUUGCCCUCUACUGUUAUUGGCUGGCUGGGACCCACACAAGGCAUGACCCGUCUCCAACCUUGUGUGAGGUCCUUUAUUUUUGUUCUUGAGAAAUGUGGGUGAGAUUUGUUGGCGAUCAUCAGGCGUCCCCACCUGUGUAUGUGUCUUCGCCUGAAAAUUAUGCCAAUCUGCUCACUCGAUGGGUCCAUUUCUUUC
This is a messenger RNA of Magnolia sinica, 2038 nucleotides long. Its product is annotated as BRAP2 RING ZnF UBP domain-containing protein 2. The record is from RefSeq and is a predicted model, not a curated record. Bases 226 to 1722 code for a protein of 498 amino acids. Gene Ontology annotation, molecular function: ubiquitin protein ligase activity; zinc ion binding. The transcript is spliced from 12 exons. Lineage: Eukaryota; Viridiplantae; Streptophyta; Magnoliopsida; Magnoliales; Magnoliaceae. Gene Ontology annotation, cellular component: cytoplasm. Gene Ontology annotation, biological process: Ras protein signal transduction; protein ubiquitination.